Penaeus monodon (black tiger shrimp) is the source of this 449-nucleotide messenger RNA. RefSeq names its product cuticle protein CP14.6-like. Gene Ontology annotation, cellular component: chitin-based extracellular matrix. The record is from RefSeq and is a predicted model, not a curated record. Gene Ontology annotation, molecular function: structural constituent of chitin-based larval cuticle. NCBI's taxonomy places the organism in Eukaryota, Metazoa, Arthropoda, Malacostraca, Decapoda, Penaeidae. Bases 26 to 439 code for a protein of 137 amino acids. The transcript is spliced from 3 exons.
UCAGUGUGAUCCUUACACCAGCAACAUGAAGUUUGUCAUCAUCGCUUGCGUGGCCGUCGUGGCUUUUGCUGCUCCCCAAUAUGACUCCAGCGAAGAGUUCGUGCCAAUCCUGAAGGACGACCGUGUUCAGGAGGAUGAUGGAACUUUCAACUUCGACUUCGAAGCUGCCAACGGCAUCCGCGUGUCCCAGGCUGGAUCCCCCGACGGUGAUGAGGACGCUGUGAUCAAGGCCGGAGAAUACUCGUACACUGCUCCUGAUGGCACCCCCGUUGUUGUCAAGUACGUGGCUGACGAGAACGGCUUCCAGCCCCAGGGCGCCCACCUGCCCGUGGCUCCCGAGUUCCCUCACCCGAUCCCUCAGUUCGUCCUCGACCAGAUCGCAAAGGCCGCCGAGGAGGACCGCAACCGCAGCGACGAUUCUGAUGAACGUUACAAUUAAACAAGCUGCU